Molecule: messenger RNA, 884 nt
Organism: Rhipicephalus microplus (southern cattle tick)
Lineage: Eukaryota; Metazoa; Arthropoda; Arachnida; Ixodida; Ixodidae
Source: RefSeq, a predicted model, not a curated record
CGUGACAAGUCAGCCACCGGUCGCUUCUUGCGUAUUACAAGAGAGAGCGGAGAAAGACAUACUGUACGGGAAGCGCGUGUGGCUGGACGACGCUCUCUUGGGACCUCGCGACUUCUGAAAGAGCAGUCGCGACUUCAUCAUGAAGCCGAGGACACGCUGCAUCGCCCUGGGCGUCCUCAUCGUGGCCCUGUUCCUCACAGAGACCACAGGGGUUCCGACUGAGCCGUCGGUGGCGACGCCCGAGGCUUGCCCGGUACCUCAGUGCUCGGGACCGAAGUGCCGCGGCACCAAGCUGGGCCCGAACGGCUGCCAGGUGUGCGACUGUGACGGGCCCGAGCAGUGUCCCGUGGUGCAGUGCGCCCCGGGAUGCAUCGCCGAAGAGUCCGCACCAGAAGGACGAUGUCCCACCUGCGUCUGCAAUGCGCCGGCGUACAGCAACCGCGCGGUCGACGUGCCCUGCUUCACGCCCCUUCUUCGUGAGGCCCUGCGGCGCCUGGCCGAAGUUGAGGAGCAGCUUCACCAGUUGCGCCUGCUGACCCAGGAGAACGGCGUGAGGCUGCACAGGCUGUUGCCCCCCGUCGAACACCACCCGCAUCAGCAUCCGCCCCACCACCCGCAUCACCAGCCUCAUCAUCCGGCGCCACCACACGCCGGUAACCCGGAAGCCCCGCCCCCGCCCGCAGCGCCAGCUGGUGGCGAUGCGAAGCAUGCCAACAGCACCGCUUGAACAGUGUGACUAACACGAAUGCUCGAGUGCAAGCAUGACUUUACACUUGCUUCUGCGAUGAAGCAUGGUGCCUGAAGGAAGAACAUGCACUAAAGGUGUCGUCCCGUCGCAUGCGCCGCUUGCACUAACGUUGCCAAUAAACUUGACUGCCACUCUC